CCUCCUCCUCCUCAUCGUCUCCCCGCCGUCCUCGUCGUCCUCGCCGUCCCCGUACUCGCCCAGUAAUACCAAGCUCUCGCGCCUCUACUAGCGUCCUUGCUCUCGCCCGCUUUCCCCGUCUCGGCCGUCGCCCCCGGCGCUUCUCUCGCUCGCUCCUUCUCUCGAGGAACAAACUGUAUCCGUAACAUCCACUCGCCUUGCAAUGGCAACGCACGGCCCAAUCAAUGGCGUGAAGAUAUCUCGUAUGUCUCCUGCUUGUUGCGCCCCCAUCUGCCCGAGGAAUGUGUGUCCACGCGCGCAACGGCCAGACGCCGACCCCGCGUCCCGUUCUCUGUGGUUCCGCUUGCUCGUCAGCUCCAUGGGCUCCCUUCCGUUCGGCUUGCUGACCACACUAUGCACAGCCGUCGAUGAUCCCCGCAAGGUCGUCAAGGUUGUCGCCUCGGACGGCAAGACCGGCGACGUGAGGGAUCUCGUCUACACCAACUGCAAGGUCAUCGGCAACGGCUCGUUUGGAAUCGUGUUCCAGGCCAAGCUCCUCGACGAACCAGAAGGCUCCUCCGAGAUUGCUAUCAAGAAGGUCCUGCAGGACAAGAGGUUCAAGAACCGCGAAUUGCAGAUCAUGAGGCUCGUGAAGCACCCCAAUGUAGUUGACCUCAAGGCAUUCUUCUACUCGAAUGGCGAUAAGAAAGACGAAGUGUACCUCAAUCUUGUGCUCGAAUAUGUUCCAGAAACCGUGUAUCGCGCGAGUCGCCACUAUGCAAAGCUCAAGCAGCCCAUGCCCAUGCUUCAGAUCAAGCUGUAUAUGUACCAGCUGCUGCGCUCUUUGAUGUACAUUCAUUCGGUCGGCAUAUGCCACCGAGACAUCAAGCCCCAGAAUUUGCUCCUCAACCCUGCGACGGGCGUCCUCAAGCUCUGCGACUUCGGCUCUGCAAAGAUCCUCGUCGCGGGCGAACCAAACGUCAGCUACAUUUGUUCGCGGUAUUACAGAGCGCCCGAGCUCAUCUUUGGUGCGACGAAUUACACCACCAACAUCGACAUCUGGUCGACUGGGUGUGUUAUGGCCGAGUUGAUGUUGGGCCAGCCGCUCUUCCCAGGCGAGAGCGGCAUUGACCAGCUAGUCGAGAUCAUCAAGGUUCUCGGAACGCCCUCACGAGACCAGAUCAAGACGAUGAACCCGAAUUACAUGGAGCACAAGUUCCCACAAAUCAAGCCUCAUCCCUUCUCGAAGGUCUUCCGGCCCCGCACAGCCCCGGAAGCGAUUGACCUGGUGUCUAAGCUUCUCGAGUACACUCCCGAGGCGCGCUUGAGUGCUGUAGAGGCUAUGUGCCACCCGUUCUUCGACGAGCUGAGGGUGGAAGGCGCACGCAUGCCCAACGGGAAAGAGUUCCCGUUGCUAUUCAACUUUACUCGCGAAGAGCUAUCUGUCCGACCAGACUUGAUCCGGCGGCUUGUACCGCCGCAUUGCGAGAAGGAGCUGGCCUCACGCUCGGUUCAUCUGGACAAUUUCGUGCCGAUACCAUUGGAGCAAAUGCGGGUCUCCCUGGACUGAAUAGGCCGGUGCAGUGGGACUGUUGUUGUGAUUCUGUUAAUCCACGCUGCCGAGCCGGUCUGUCUGCUACCCAACUGCGCAUGCGUUGCCGCCGUAUAUAUCUUGUGUUGGAACGCAUCCCCGAUCAGUUGUAUAAGGUUUCCAUGAUGUUGUGUUGUGUUGUGUGGCAGAGUCGUCGUACCGUCAAAGUUACGUUAUGUUGUUAUGAAUCUGAAUCUGAGAUGCAUAGAUGCAUGCAUUCGCC
Messenger RNA from Postia placenta MAD-698-R-SB12, 1793 nucleotides. RefSeq lists its product as hypothetical. The record is from RefSeq and is a predicted model, not a curated record. Gene Ontology annotation, biological process: signal transduction; protein phosphorylation. Lineage: Eukaryota; Fungi; Basidiomycota; Agaricomycetes; Polyporales; Adustoporiaceae. Gene Ontology annotation, molecular function: ATP binding; protein serine/threonine/tyrosine kinase activity; protein serine/threonine kinase activity. Bases 203 to 1549 code for a protein of 448 amino acids. The transcript has 6 exons. Gene Ontology annotation, cellular component: cytoplasm.